AUGGUUAAUCUAAAUCUCCCGAAUCGGACAGCGCCGAUGAGUUCUACGAUGUCUUCGUCUUAUGUUCCAAAUUAUCGUCAGUCUAGUAAUAUCAAUAAUUCUAACCAAUUGCAAAACCUUUUGAAAAAACAGGACCAACAGGCUCGUGUCAGCAACACAAAUAUUAGCUCUAAUUUUCACAUCAUUACUCAGUACAUUUUGCAGAGUUAUUUCAAAGUUGAUUUUGAUGGAUUACAAUCCUUGAAGGUUGUCGAUUUAAUUGUGGAUCAAACGUAUCCUGAUUCCAUAACGUUAAGGAAACUAAACGAAAACACUUCAAUAAAGCCUUACGAAUAUUUUAAUACCAUUUCCAGAGAUGAGGACAUAACGCGAUGCCCCAUUUUUGCCAUGGCAAUAUAUUUUGUGAUACGAUGGAGCCAUCCAAAUCCACCUAUAUCCAUCAGGACAUUCAAUGACAUUCCAUUAUUGGAUCCAAGCUUCAUAACAAACUCCAGUGCCAAUAUUCUUAGUAAUCUAGCGAACACAGCGACCACUAACUCAAGAUGUUCAAGGUCCAAAUAUUUCGAGCCACCUCCGGAUUUGAUAGGCCUCAUUUUUCCCUGGUUGUUCCCUCUGAAGCAGGAUUUAUUAUUGAUUGAUAGAACUAAUUACAAGUUAAAUUCCUUUAUUGAGCUGUUUGAAUUUUUUGCAACUACCAUAAUACAGGACCUGAGACAUCUUCAAAAUCAUCCCAUGCUACUGCCCAAUAUAGUGUCGUUUGUCACAAAAUUCAUCCCGGACCUUUUCAUCAAUGAAGAAUUCAAAUCUCGCACUGCGGCACCCGACAAUUUCAAGCUUAAUGAUAAUGACGAUAAUGACAUGUUUAAUGAUAAUGAUUCACGAUUCUUGGAGCUUUCCAGGAGAUUUACUACAGAGAAUAUCCGACUUAGCCAACAAAUAACGAAUUUGAGGUCAGACUUGAGCUCUGUUCAAUUGGUCUGUGAUCAAAUUUUGCAAAUGCAGAAACAACUUAUUUCUACCACCCAACAGACUUCUGCGCUCAAGGACUUUAAGCAGAAUCAAACGAUAGAUGGUAAUGGUGUUAUUAUUCUGGAUAGGAAUACCCUGAACUCUUCGAUGCUGAGCAGUUUGGUUCAGUCAAUUGAAAAUUCGCAACAGCAGCUCAAGCAACCAUCGAAUAAUUUUUCGGUGUCACAAGUACCGCAGCAACAACAACAGGUUCAACAGACUGAUGCAUCUUUUCUGGCACCUGUGAAUAUGUUUCCCUCGCUAAGCAAUCCCAUUUCAUCCAUGUUUACUUCCCAACAACAACAGCAGCAACAGCAACAAUUACAGAACCAAAGACUCGGCUUGCAUGUUCAGGAUCCCAUUUUAAAGAGAAAGUUACCUCUUCCAACUUCCGCCCCCCCAACAGGCACUGGACCUUUCUCACCUUCGCCGGGACCUGCGACUGUCAAUGCCAAUCCUGACUCUCCCUUCAACAAGAGAUUCAGGUUUGACGAAAAAGCGACGCCUUCACAGACUGCGCUGGACUCUCUAUUAUCAAAAUCAAUCGGUAGCCCAAAGUUUCCCAACGUUCCAGGCCCAGGAGCUGGCUCAAAUAAUGGAAUUCCCUCCAGAUUUUCAUCCAGAUUUGCAACACCCUCGACUUUUGCCAUACCAGGCUCCCCAUCCGAAGCUGCACAGGGUUUGCCAUUAAACUCAGUCGUAUCAUACCCGGGCCAAAGCUCCUUGCAAUCUCAACAAACGGGCCAGUCGGUAUCUGUGCCAAAUCGACCUAACGAAGAGCCAGCAAAAAAUAUUGAGUCAGAGCCUACUAGUCAAGCGAGCCAGGUUGCCGCAGCUUCAGGAGAAUCACCCAGUUCAGCUUCGAAGUCAAACCCUGGUUCUGAUCAGAGGAUGAGUGUCUCUAGGGAUGCCCAAAGUUCUGGAAGCAGCGAUGAUAAAUCACUCUCUCCUAAACUGUCAACCGAGAGGGAAAUCUCUACAUCAAAAAAGAGUUCACAGACAGGCGAGAAAUUGGGUCCAAACAGGCACAUAAAGUAUAAGCUUUCAAGGGAAAACAAAACAAUCUGGGAUCUUUAUACCGAAUGGUACAUUGGUUUAAAUGGUAAACCAUCCAUCAAAAAUUUGAUAGAAGACUAUGGAUGGAGACGCUGGAAAGUUAGUGACGAUUCUCACUUUUUCCCUACUAGAAGGAUCAUUAUAGAGUACAUCGAAAAUGAAUGCGACCGAGGAAUAAAACUUGGUAGAUUCACUAAUCCUGAUCAAUCAAGAGAGGAAAUAAGAAAGAUUUUGGUUGCAGACCUAGAGAAGUUCAGGAUCAACAACGCGCUGACAUUGAACUCUCUGUCAAUGUAUUUCAAAAACCUAACCAAGGAAAACAAAGAAAUAUGCAUUUUCGAUAACUUCGAGGACUGGACCCUCAGGGCAAUGACCGAAGAUGAAAAGGUCAAGUACUGCAAAAGGCAGCAUUUGAAGGAUAACCCCUCUGAAGGUGCUUCGGACAAGCCAAAAAUCGCCGUGUAA
Messenger RNA from Torulaspora globosa, 2529 nucleotides. It is a transcript of the gene GCR1, whose product is annotated as transcription regulator GCR1. Lineage: Eukaryota; Fungi; Ascomycota; Saccharomycetes; Saccharomycetales; Saccharomycetaceae. The coding region runs from base 1 to 2529 and encodes 842 amino acids. The record is from RefSeq and is a predicted model, not a curated record. Gene Ontology annotation, biological process: positive regulation of ribosomal protein gene transcription by RNA polymerase II. The transcript has a single exon. Gene Ontology annotation, molecular function: RNA polymerase II cis-regulatory region sequence-specific DNA binding; DNA-binding transcription factor activity, RNA polymerase II-specific.